This is a messenger RNA of Catharus ustulatus (Swainson's thrush), 1986 nucleotides long. RefSeq names its product neurturin (gene NRTN). The transcript is spliced from 3 exons. Bases 111 to 812 code for a protein of 233 amino acids. The record is from RefSeq and is a predicted model, not a curated record. Gene Ontology annotation, molecular function: glial cell-derived neurotrophic factor receptor binding; growth factor activity; receptor tyrosine kinase binding. NCBI's taxonomy places the organism in Eukaryota, Metazoa, Chordata, Aves, Passeriformes, Turdidae.
CUCGGCCCCACGCGUGCCCCGGGCCCGGCACGGAGCCGCCGCUGAGCCCCGCGCACCGGCACCGGCACCGGCCCGGAGUCCAGAGUUUCAAUGUUCUGACUUGCUCUAAGAUGAAGGUAUGGAAGUUUGCAGCCAUUGCAUCGAUGCUCCUCAGUUCCAUGUUAUCCAUUUUAGUUUGUAGAGACAUGUUCAGCGGAAGCCGGGAAUUCAGCCCCUUGCCUUCCUCGCCGUCUUCCUCACGGGAUUCCUCCUCCUCCUCCUCCUCUUCUUCCUCCUCCUCCUCCUCCUCCUGGCUGCCGGCGGCUCCGCGGAGAUCCCCCCGGGCCCUGCAACGCCACGGCUCCCUGCUGGCCCAGUACACCGCCUUGCUGGAGAGCUACACGGAGGGCGAGCUGCGGCAGCUGCUGUCGGCGCUGGUGGAGCGUUACCGCCAGGCCAUGAACUCGGGCGGGCGCGAGCUGCCGCUGUUCCCCCGCGCGGGCGCCGGCGGCCGCAGCAAACGCGCCCGCGCCCGCCACAAACCCUGCGAGCUGCGCCAGCUCGAGGUCAGCGUCAGCGAGCUGGGCCUGGGCUACGAGUCCGACGAGACCGUCCUGUUCCGCUACUGCAGCGGCACCUGCGAGGCCGCCGUGCGCAGCUACGACCUGUCCCUCAAGAGCAUGAGGAGCCGCAGAAAGAUCCGGAAGGAGAAGAUCAGGGCCAGGCCGUGCUGCAGGCCGCUCUCCUACGACGACGACGUGUCCUUCCUGGACGCCUACAACCGCUACUACACCGUCAACGAGCUGUCGGCCAAGGAGUGCGGCUGCGUGUGACGGGGACGGAGGAGGAGGGACCGAGGCGCUGGUGGCCCGCGGGGUGGCCGUCCCCACAGGACCAGAGGUGUGGCCGGUGCCACGCUGGCUGCUCCGAGCUGUUGUCCCCUCCCUGGCGGUUGCUGCUGAGGGGACGGCGGGAGUGAAGGCGCGCAGGGCACGGCGGGGGCUCCGCGUGCGCCGUGUGUCGCUUGUGUCACCGGUGUCACAUGUGUCACACGUGUCACGGGCUGCCUAACCCGCACAGGGGGUGGGACCUGCCUGUGCUGGGGGUUCUGUGUCGGGUGUGGCACAGGGGUGUGGCACAGGGGUGUGGCACAGGGUGUGGCACACACAGGGGGUGUUGUGAGCAGUGCUGGUGCUGGACGGGGUGUGCUGCACACCUGAGGUGUGUUUUGGGGUCUCCUGCACACCUGGGUGUGUUUUGGGGUGUCCAGCACAUUCAGGGUGUAUUUUGGGGUGUCCCACACACCUGGGGCUUGUUUCGGGGUCUCCUGCACACCUGAGGUGUGUUUUGGGGUGUGCUGGACAUCUGUGCUAUGUUUUGGGGUGUCCUGCACACCUCGGGUGUGUUUUGGGAUGUCCUACACACCUGAGGUUUGUUUUAGGGUUUGCUGGACACCUCAGGGGGUUUUUUUUUGGGUGUGCUGCACACCUGAGGUGUGUUUUGGGGUGUCCCACACACCUGGGGCAUGUUUUGGGGUGUGCUGCGCACCUGGAGUGUGUUUUGGGUUCUCCUGCACACCUGGGGUGUGUUUUGGUGUGUCCUGCACACCUCAGGCAUGUUUUGGGGUGUCCUGCACACCUACGGUGUGUUUUGGGGUGUCCCACACACCUGAGGUGUGUUUUGGGGUCUCCUGUAAACCUGGGAUGUGUUUUGGGAUGUGCUGUACACUCACGGUGUGUUUUGGUAUGUCCUGCACACCUCAGCCAUGUUUUGGGGUCUACUGCACACCUUGGGUGUGUUUUGGGGUGUCCUGCACACUCAGGGAGUGUUCUGAGGUGUCCUGCACACUUGUGGUGUUUUUUGGGGUGUGCUGCACACCUAAGGUUUGUUUUAGGGUUUGCUGGACACCUCAGGGUUUUUUCUUGGGUGUGCUGCACACUUGAGGUGUGUUUUGGGAUGUGCUGGACACUCGAGAUGUGUUUUGGGGUGUCCCGCACACCUGGGGUG